Molecule: messenger RNA, 843 nt
Organism: Stylophora pistillata
Lineage: Eukaryota; Metazoa; Cnidaria; Anthozoa; Scleractinia; Pocilloporidae
Product: ankyrin-3-like
Source: RefSeq, a predicted model, not a curated record
AUGACGAAGGCUGUGGAGAUUGUUCUAAACGAGGGUGUAGAUAUAAAUAUACUAGGAAAAAGCAACCGGACACCGUUGCUGUGUGCAAGUCUAUCAUCCCCUGGUGAGUUUAUCCAGACCCUUAUUGAUCUUGGAGCUAACGUUAAUGCCCAGAGGACAGACGAGAAGGCUGCAAACGGAUGGACUCCAUUGCAAUGCUGUGUGAGCAAUGGAUUUCUGAGUAUAUCCCAGCUUCUGAUGGAUUGCGGAUGCGACAUUAACUUGCGAAACAAGUUUGGAAAAACCUCACUUUACUUGGCCGUCAAACUGGAACAUAAGCACUUAGUCAAAUGUUUACUUGAAAGCAACGCUGAAGUGAAUAUGAAAUACAAGGAGAAUGCAAAGCAUAGAAUUUACUUUGUUCGUGGAAAGAACAGAGGAAAACCAGUCUGGCAUUAUGUUCUUACAUACUUUGAGAAAGUCCUCGAAUCUGGAUGGGGAAAGGAUCCUCCUGAGAGCAUAAGAGAGGAAAUUAGAGAGAUAGCAAUCACCUUCCAUGACAUACACAGCCUUACCGUACUUCAUUUUGCGAGCAAGAAUGGUAGUCCCGAGAUUGUAGAACUGCUGGUAAAAGACAAUGCUGACAUAAACGGAUGCGAUGAAGAUGGCUUCACACCUCUGCAUUUAGCAGCGAUACCUGGUAAAGUUCAAGUUGUAAAACAGCUGAUUGAACUCAACGCCGACGUCAACUUGAAAGUGGGUGGAAAGGAUGCGAUUGACUUGGCUCAUAUGAACGAAGAAACAGAAAUUGAGGAAUUUCUCAAAUAUAAGAGAAGCUCACCCUCAGAGGAGUCGGACGUUUAA